AUGCCGGACGUCGAAUCUUCAGAAACCAGCCCUCUUCUCUCGCCAACAUCAACGCUUUCGCCAGAUAUCAUUUCUCCGGAUCAUCCGGACCGCUCCAUCGAACAUGAUACUAUCCCGGAGACGGCCACGAUUGGGCGGAACUUGUCCUGGACGAGUGCAUAUAUCCUGGUAAUAUCGCGCGUCAUCGGAAGCGGUAUCUUUGCUACUCCCGGCGCCAUAGUGAAAUCCGUUGGAAGCAUAGGGCUUGCGCUGUCUUUAUGGGUCGCCGGAGCGGUACUCUCGGCCUGCGGACUGGCUGUGUCCCUGGAAUACGGGUGCAUGCUGCCUCGAUCAGGCGGCGACAAAGUAUAUUUGGAGUUUACAUAUCGACAUCCAAAGUUCCUUGCGUCGACGUUGAUCGCCGUGCAGGCAGUCUUGCUGGGGUUCACAGCUAGCAACUGCAUUAUUUUUUCCAAGUACCUCUCGUUUGCAUUCAGUAUCGAACCGACGGAAUUCCAGAGUAAAGCGUUGGCGUUGGGAUUGCUCACGAUAAUUACCAUUAUCCAUGGCCGUUUUAUGAAGGCCGGGAUUGCUAUACAAAAUGCUCUGGGGUGGGUCAAAAUAUUCCUGGUCCUGUUCAUGGCAUUAAGUGGGGUGUAUGUUAUCCUAUUUCACGAGCGAGGUGAAACUGUCACUUCAUUUGCAUCAAGCGAUGCAGGUCUAUGGAAAGAACUGUGGAAGGACUCAGACUGGAGCUGGAAUAACCUGUCAACAUCAUUAUUCAAAGUGUUUUAUUCCUACGCUGGCUUGAACAACAUGAACAAUGUGCUGAACGAGGUCAAAAACCCAGUUCGGACGCUCAAGACAGUCUGCCCGGCUGCACUGAUUACGGCAUGUCUCUUGUAUUUGCUGGCCAAUGUAUCCUAUUUCCUCGUCGUCCCCAUUGAGGAAAUCAAGGAGAGCGGAGAACUGGUUGCUGCGCUCUUCUUUGAGCGUGCAUUUGGCCCGCAUCUCGGCCGAACCAUUCUCCCAUUGAUGAUUGCUACUUCGGCUGUGGGAAAUGUGAUGGUGGUGACUUUCGCGUUGGCUCGAGUCAACCAAGAGGUCGCCCGUCAGGGUUUCCUUCCAUUUUCCCGAACCAUCUCCUCGUCCAAACCAUGGAACUCUCCAUUUUGGGGUCUCGUCGUCCACUACAUACCGUCUUUCCUGGUGAUUGCCAUUCCUCCGCAGGGUGGAGCCUACAACUUUAUUUUAGACGUCGAAGGAUACCCCGGGCAAGCUUUUGCCCUGGCCAUUACCGCUGGCAUAAUUAUUCUUCGCUAUCGACGACCUGAUCUCCGACGGCCAUUCAAGGCCUGGUUGCCGGCUGUCUGGCUGAGAGGUAUUGUAUGUGUAGCGUUGCUGGCAGCGCCAUUUUUCCCACCGGCGGGCUGGAAAGGUGAUGUCGACUUUUUUUACGCGACGUAUGCCAUUGUUGGCAUCGGAAUCAUACUGUUCGGCGUUCUAUAUUGGUACAUCUGGACCGUACUUCUUCCCAAAUGGGGCGGAUAUACGCUGGAGGAAGAGGUGGAAGUAUUGGACGAUGGGACCAGCAUUACAAAGUUGGUGCACUCGCGGAAAACCCUGGCGAUCGUCGGCUGUGGCCAGAUCGGAACCGCGAUCCUCGAAGUCUUGCUGGCGUCGCUGUCGCAGCCGUGCCCCAACCCUCACCAUCAAACACUACCAAUCCUGUCGAUGAAGUUCAAACCAACAAGAUUCAUUGCCUGCGUCAACACUCAAGAAUCCGUGCUACGAUUACGCAACCAAUUCGGUCAUCUCGCGCGCUCUUCGUUCCCACACGUCCAGAUUUCACAAGGCGGAGUCGCGCAAGCAGUGCAGCAGGCCGACGUGAUCUUGCUUGCCUGCAAAACAACCGACCAAGCAGCAGAAAUCUUGGGUGAUCCGGGGUUGGCCGAACGUUUGGCCGGAAAACUGCUGCUCAGUACUUGCGCCAAUCUUUCUCCGCACCAGAUCGAACGACUCAUCUACCACGAUGCGAGCGGUGUCGAGGCCGAGAAAUGUUUUAUCGUACAAGCCAGCCCCAACGCAGCGGCGUACGUGCGGCAGUCAGCCACGGUGAUCAGUACGACCAUUGCAGGGGCGGAUACAACGCUAUCGCCGGAUUUUGAAAACUUGACUACUUGGAUCUUCUCUAGCAUCGGGACGGUCACUUAUGUACCGGAUUCGCUGAUGAGCGAAGCUUCGAUUACCAGCGGACUAGCCCCGGCGCUUUUAACUGUUGCAUUGGAAGGAAUUAUAAAAGAAGCUAUGACAAGGGGGCUCAGUGAGCCUGAUGCAUUACACCUCGCGGCGCAGGCCAUGAAGGGAAGCGCCGAGUUGGUCCUGUCAAAAAAGGACGAGAACAAGGGCCUGUUUGCCAUUGAUCAAGUCAGAGACGAGGCUAUUGAGACCUCGAAUGGAAGCGGUGCCCUGGGUUUGGCGGCGCUGAGGCAGGCUGCCGCCAAAGACACCUUUGCCGAGGCGAUGCGACAGGGCAUGGAGAAAAAGGACCCGAAUGGAUACCUUUACUCAAACUGGUAG
Molecule: messenger RNA, 2559 nt
Organism: Talaromyces rugulosus
Lineage: Eukaryota; Fungi; Ascomycota; Eurotiomycetes; Eurotiales; Trichocomaceae
Exons: 4
Coding region: 1-2559 (852 amino acids)
Biological process (GO): amino acid transmembrane transport
Cellular component (GO): membrane
Molecular function (GO): L-amino acid transmembrane transporter activity
Source: RefSeq, a predicted model, not a curated record